Syngnathoides biaculeatus (alligator pipefish) is the source of this 1028-nucleotide messenger RNA. Its product is annotated as alpha-2-HS-glycoprotein-like. Gene Ontology annotation, cellular component: blood microparticle; extracellular matrix; extracellular region. The record is from RefSeq and is a predicted model, not a curated record. Gene Ontology annotation, biological process: negative regulation of endopeptidase activity. Bases 55 to 966 code for a protein of 303 amino acids. The transcript is spliced from 7 exons. Gene Ontology annotation, molecular function: cysteine-type endopeptidase inhibitor activity. NCBI's taxonomy places the organism in Eukaryota, Metazoa, Chordata, Actinopteri, Syngnathiformes, Syngnathidae.
UCGUCCGCCAGCGUCCUUCCUGUUGCGUUUGCGUCAUCUCGUCUUUCCUGCGUGAUGGCGACUCACCCGUUGGCCGUUCUGCUGUGCUGCGCCGCGGCUCUUCCGGGCCUCCUGGCGCCACCGCCUUUGCCGGAGUUGACGUGCAGCGAGGACGGCGCCGAGGCGGCGGCGGACCUCGCCGUCCGACACGUCGACGAGCAUCACAAGCACGGAUUCAGGUUCCGCCUGCGCGAGAUCCAGAGCAGCAAAUACCAGCAGUUCCCAGGGGGUUGCCACAUCGACGUGAACGUCAAGCUGACGCAGACCAAAUGUCACUUCACCGACCCCGAACCGCUGGAGCGAUGCCAGCCGUGGCGACGGAACGAGCGGGGCGCCGUGGCCACCUGCAGCGUCGAGUUUUGGGUCAUGUGGGGCGCGGCCAAGAUCACCAGACACGAAUGCGCCACCAGACCAGAACACACCAACGACGAGCUGCUGACCAUUUGUCCUUCCUGCCCCAAGUUGUUGGCUCUCGACGACCCGACGGGCGUGAGCGCGGUCGACGCGGCCGUGAGCAAGUUCAACCGAGACGGCCGACACCAGAACUACUUCACCCUGCUGGAAGUGGCCCAGCUGACCGAAGGGUACGUCCCGGCCGUCGGCACCGUCACCUGGCUCAAGUUCGCCCUGGUGGAGACCACGUGCCCCAGAGGCGCCACGGCCACUUUUGCGGCCUGCACGCCUCGCUGCCCGGACCGAGCUAAUCACGUCUUUUGCCAAACGUCCUAUUACAACGUCCACAGACAAGUGGGAGAACUUUCCUGCCAAGUGUAUCCGCCCAAAAAUUCCGCCGCCCUCCCGGCCGGCGAGCCGGAGCCCGUGUGCCGCCCGCUGUUCCACAAAAGUGCGGAAGCUUGCGUUUGCAAGGCGCGGCUGAAGGAGCCCGACGCGGCCGUGCACCACAUUUGUCCCUUCCCGCUCAAGUGAGGUCGCAGUCUUUGGCUGCUCCCUCAAUAAUUCAUACAAAUAAACAUAUUGCAAGUUCUUCA